AUGAUGUAUGUCUCUGGCGAAUCGGGGGAACCAUCGGUCGAAACCACAGGAAUCAUUGAGGACAUUGUCCGCCAGCAAGUCAUUGAGAUUCUGAAGAACUGCACGGAACUCGCCGCGCGUCGCGGAUCGCGUUCCAUCACCAUCAACGACCUCAUUUUCCAGAUCCGUGACGACGCUCCCAAGGUGUCUCGACUGCGCACCUUUCUCUCAUGGAAAGACGUGCGGAAAAAUGUCAAAGAUUCAGACGACAAGGGCGGCGAAGCCGAUCUGGGCGCUGGAGAGGACCCCGUCGGGGGUGUAGUAGCCGGCGGGCCGGUCGAUGACACGGCCAAGAAGAACAAAAAGGCCAAGGUUGGUCUCCCCUGGGAACCUGCCUCUUUCUUCCCCGCCGAAGUCCCCGAGCGCGAAGACGAAGAAGACGAGGAGGAGGAGGAGAUGAAUCACAUCACGUUGCAGCGGCUGCGCAAGGCCGACGAGCGCACCAAGGCCAUGACCAAGGAGGAAUACGUCACGUGGUCUGAAUAUCGCCAGGCGUCUUUCACCUACCGCAAGGGAAAACGCUUUCGCGAGUGGGCGGGUUUCGGCAUCGUUACGGAUAGCAAGCCAUCUGACGACAUCGUCGAUAUUCUCGGGUUUUUGACGUUCGAGAUGGUGCAGACGCUGACGGAAGAGGCGCUCAAGAUCAAAGAGAAUGAGGAUCAGCACCGUGAGCGUACGGGUGAGAAUGCAGGCAAGAAGCGCAAGCUGCCCGGUGGGAUCGGUGGGGGCGGUUUGUUUGAUCCGCCGAGCGAAGGCCGCACGCCGGUUGAGCCCCGACAUAUUCAGGAAGCCUUCCGCCGACUGCAGCAGCGGCCGAAGAAGGCCAGAGCCAUGCUCAACGGGACCAGGUUACAGCAGCGGACGACACUGAAGCUUAUUUAG
Molecule: messenger RNA, 921 nt
Organism: Dichotomopilus funicola
Lineage: Eukaryota; Fungi; Ascomycota; Sordariomycetes; Sordariales; Chaetomiaceae
Product: transcription initiation factor IID, 18kD subunit-domain-containing protein
Exons: 2
Coding region: 1-921 (306 amino acids)
Biological process (GO): transcription by RNA polymerase II
Cellular component (GO): SAGA complex
Molecular function (GO): transcription coregulator activity; protein heterodimerization activity
Source: RefSeq, a predicted model, not a curated record